GACACAGGGUACCUACACUUCAUGGUGUUCCCUUACAACACCCCCCCCCGGGGGGGGUGUCGGCCGGACCCCUUUCUCUAAUUGUCUCCGUGGCCUGUAUGGAGGAACAUCUAGUUUGUUCAGGCCUAUCUCGUCACGUGACUCACCCCCUUCCACUGGCGGCUGCUGCAUCGCUGUCCUCCGGCAGCUAUUGUGAAAGUUUUUGAGUGCCCUGCUAACGGUUAUAAAAAGCUCUUGCUUCAAGGGUCGGCCGUCAAGGGGAUCCUACUUUCUGUGCUUCACCUCCCGUGGUUUGUGCACUUGCCUAACUUUGAGUGGCCGGAUCCCUUGUUCCUCACAAUGGCUUUGGUACUAAGACCUGGCGUGGGAAUCAAGGUGAAAUAGUAUUUGCUAAGUCCUUCAUUACGCUUCAUCGAGUCUUUACUAAAGGGCACGGAAGAAGUAGUGAAGACCUCUGGGCUAAGGACCCCUUUACUCCCUUAGCUUCUCAGGGCUCCUUCCCACAUUGCUUCCCAGGAAUUCUCCAUCCACGUGGCCUGCUCUCAAAGACAGAGCAUGGAGUUGGAGAGGAUCGUCAGUUCAGCCCUCUUUGCCUUCGUUCAGACACACCUCCCAGAGGCAGACCUCAGUGGCUUGGAUGAGGUCAUCUUCUCCUAUGUGCUUGGGGUCCUGGAGGACCUGGGCCCCUCAGGGCCAUCAGAGGAGAACUUUGAUAUGGAGGCUUUCAUUGAGAUGAUGGAGGCUUAUGUGCCUGGCUUUGCCCACAUCCACAGGGGUAUAAUAGAAGACAUGGUGCAGACGCUCUCGGUGCAGCUGAGCAGUGCUAGGAACAAAGAGACCCUGAGGCGACCUGAAAAGCUCAAGGAAGAGAGCAGGCCUCCUGCUGCUACUGGGAACACCCAAGAUGAGGCAGCUGCUGCUGAGGAAGAACAGCCAGGAGUAGACGUACUCUUGGAGGUGUUCCCUACCUGUUCUAUGGAGCAGGCCCAGUGGGUGCUGGCCAAAGCUCGGGGGAACCUGGAAGAAGCUGUGCAGAUGCUGAUAGAGGGCAAGGAAGAGGGGCCUCCAGGCUGGGGUGGCCCAAAUCAGGAUUUACCCAGACGCCUCAGAGGCCCCCGGAAGGAGGAGUUGAAGUCUUUCAUCCUUCAGAAGUACAUGAUGGUGGACAGGGCAGAGGACCAGAAGACUCACAGACCUAUGGCUCCCAAGGAGGCCCCCAAGAAGCUGAUCCGAUACAUUGACAACCAAGUAGUGAGCACCAAAGGAGAGCGAUUCAAAGAUGUACGGAACCCCGAAACUGAGGAGAUGAAGGCCACAUACAUCAACCUCAAGCCGGCCAGAAAGUACCGCUUCCACUGAGGCACUGGCUGGACUCUGCCAGGCAUCACAGAUCCCAGAAGGAUGCAGAAACCUUCCCGUCCACCCUACCCCUUCUCUAUGCCUUUGCUCUAGUGUUAAUUUAUUCUUGGAGCUUCCUUCAACAGCACAGUAAAGGUUGUCCAAGGAAGGUGUA
Messenger RNA from Rattus norvegicus (Norway rat), 1513 nucleotides. It is a transcript of the gene Cuedc2, whose product is annotated as CUE domain containing 2. Lineage: Eukaryota; Metazoa; Chordata; Mammalia; Rodentia; Muridae. The transcript is spliced from 9 exons. Gene Ontology annotation, molecular function: ubiquitin binding. The record is from RefSeq and is marked provisional. The coding region runs from base 556 to 1359 and encodes 267 amino acids. Gene Ontology annotation, cellular component: cytoplasm; nucleus.